AGGAAGUGUAGUACCGCCGUUUGGCCAGCACGAAUAUUUUCAUCAGAGUCCGGCGCACUUCCUGGGGGCUUGAUGCUAACCCGCACCACAGAGGAGGCUGCCAUCUUGGCUGUGACGUAGAUGAACUUUCACCUCAGACGUCACUUACGGAGCUUUCCGACAGAAACAACAUGGCGGCGCCCUCUAAGAAAGUGUUCGAGGUCUUCGUGACUAAAAUACCAUGGACCCUAGCUGGCAAGGAGAUGAAGGAGUACUUUGCACAGUUUGGUCCUGUGAAGAAGUGUCUGCUUCCAUUUCAUAAAGAAACAGGGUUCCACAAAGGCUUCUGUUGGGUUGGAUUCACGACAGAGGAAGGACUGAACAAUGCACUUCAGAAAGACCCUCACACGCUGGAGGGAGCAAAGCUCCUGGUUCAGAAGAACAUACGUCCAUUUCAAGGGCCCAGGUUAGGCAAAGACGCUGAAUAUGACUGAAGCUGUGAUACUGUGGUGUCGAUGAUCCUCCAGCCAUCAUUCAUUGUUUGUUCCUGCUCCCUCAGCUGCUGGAUUAUUAUACUUUUUCCUUUGUUCCUCGGCUCAGUGAAUUAGGGCCUGACCAUUAUUGAAAUUGUUUAUGAACUCAUCCAGUAAUAAUGUCAUUAUUAUUUGUAAUUGUUAUUCUUUAACUUUUUGUAACCAUCAUAGCAGGAGGAUAUACUUUUAACAUUAAUCAAUUAUUAUUACAUUUAUUUCAGUGUAUGACAAUAAAACAGUUUGAAACCUUA
Messenger RNA from Trematomus bernacchii (emerald rockcod), 763 nucleotides. Its product is annotated as SRA stem-loop-interacting RNA-binding protein, mitochondrial-like. The coding region runs from base 171 to 473 and encodes 100 amino acids. Gene Ontology annotation, biological process: spermatogenesis; positive regulation of mRNA splicing, via spliceosome. Gene Ontology annotation, molecular function: mRNA 3'-UTR binding; poly(U) RNA binding; poly(G) binding. The transcript has 4 exons. NCBI's taxonomy places the organism in Eukaryota, Metazoa, Chordata, Actinopteri, Perciformes, Nototheniidae. The record is from RefSeq and is a predicted model, not a curated record.